This is a messenger RNA of Diachasmimorpha longicaudata, 3637 nucleotides long. RefSeq names its product glutamate receptor ionotropic, kainate 2-like. The record is from RefSeq and is a predicted model, not a curated record. Gene Ontology annotation, cellular component: plasma membrane; postsynaptic density membrane. Lineage: Eukaryota; Metazoa; Arthropoda; Insecta; Hymenoptera; Braconidae. Gene Ontology annotation, biological process: synaptic transmission, glutamatergic; modulation of chemical synaptic transmission; monoatomic ion transport. Gene Ontology annotation, molecular function: transmitter-gated monoatomic ion channel activity involved in regulation of postsynaptic membrane potential; glutamate receptor activity. Bases 436 to 3192 code for a protein of 918 amino acids. The transcript has 14 exons.
CGGGAUUGACACAUAGGCCCGCAACAUUUGGGUCUCACAUUUAGCUCUCAGAUAGUUCUAGACCUUCUCAGGAAGUCAUCGCUGUAAAAAUACGAGCACGUUCUGCCAUGGCCAGGGGGAAGCUCUAAAUUUAGCAUGCAUAGCUUAGACGGCACCCACAAAAGUUCCAAAGACACGUUUCGUGUUUUUGGAAUCAGUGCACAUCGAUCUUCUUAACAUUUGAUUAAUUUUCGCAUUAUAAGAAAUUCACAAAGGAAUAUUCAAAAGUUUACGAACCCAUACCCGAGUGAUUCUGCCGAAUUUCAAGAUUAAAUACUGGGCUUUCUGCACGCAAUGUGUGCAGCUGAAGCUUGACGCUUCGUACACGACAAUAGUCAUUUGAAUGGCCUGCAGGCAUUUUGGUGAUUUUUUGUGUACAGAGAUUGAGUCAUCAAGAUGACUGGAUUUACUCUGACAUUAUUUUUCUUAGCUGUGAUUCCAAUAGGAUUUACUGCGCCGAGACGUUUAAAAAUUGGGGCCAUUUUUCAUGAAGAAGAAGAGACCAAUUAUUUGGCGUUCACACGAGCUCUCAGUGAAAUACGAAGGAAUUCCAUCGUAGCGAGUUUUCAGUUGGAGCCCAUUAUCAAAUGGGUCAAUGAUAGCACGGACAGCUUCAAAACAUAUCUCACAGCAUGCGGUCUCAUUGAGCAAGGGGUGGUCGCAAUAUUCGGACCUGGAAAUUCAUUUACGAGCAAUAUCGUCUCCAGUGUCACAUCGCGAUAUGAUAUUCCCCAUAUCGAAUAUAUAUUUCGGCGAAGCGAUGACACCGACUAUAGUAACACCACUAUCAAUAUGUAUCCAGAUGCUGACAUCAUUGCAGACGCUCUCGCCGACCUUCUGAACGUCACGCAUUGGCCCCAGUUCACGGUGCUGUAUGAGACAGACGAUGGACUAUCAAGAUUACAGAAAUUACUGGAGAAACAUGGCCCACAGGACUUUCCCGUGACGAUACGGCAAUUGUCUCCGAGUUAUGAUAAUUUUACGAAUGAACCGGACUUUCGAUCGUUGCUGAAAGAAGUGGCCAACUCAUCUGACUUCAAUGUCAUCCUGGAAGUUACUCCUGGCAAUAUUAAAAAAGUUAUACAGCAGGCCCAUGAGGUCAAACUUCUUCAGGAUUAUUACCACUAUUUAGUGACAGAUUUGCACACACCGACGGCGAUGAUGGCGGAAACUCUCAACAAAUCACGUGCAAAUGUGACAGUCCUUCAAUUAUUAACUGAUGAAAUUACUGAAUUCGAUCUGACUACGGUGGAAAGUGCUGUGCUUUUUGACGGUGUUUAUCUUCUCAAUGAAGCUUUGGAAGUUUUCAAAAGACGAAGGGAAAAUGAUGAGGAGGAUAGUGCAGAUAUUGGACCGGAUUUUUACACCUGCAGUAAUCCGGAUAAAUAUCUGGCUGGACCCAGUUUAGUGGCUCUUAUGCGGAAGGUCAGGAUAGAUGGAACCGUGAGUGGACCAGUAACCUUCCGCGAAAAUGGUGGAAGAUCCUUCAAGUUGACAUUCACAGAAUUUCACAGUGAAAGAAUUGCUAUAUCCGGUUAUUGGGAGGAUGGGGAAUUGCAAGUCAUCAGUAGUCAAGAGGAUCGCGAAGCUCAGGCACAACAAAGCAUUGAAAAAAGAAUGUUUACAGUUACUUCAAAAUUGGGAGAGCCUUAUGUGAUGGAAGUAGCUGACGGAUCUGCAAGAGGAGUUCCCUUUCUGCGUACAAAUAAACGACACGAAGGCUAUGCUAUUGAUCUUAUCGAGGAGCUCUCACAACUACUAAAAUUCAAUUAUCAAUUUGAACUUGUACCGGAUAAUGAGUACGGAAAGGAGGACUCAGAUACGAGACAGUGGAACGGUCUCAUCGGUCGUCUCCUACGACGAGCAACUGAUUUGGCAAUAUGCGAUCUUACGAUAACGAAAGCCCGGGAAACUGCUGUUGAUUUUACGAUGCCAUUCAUGGACCUGGGUAUUAGUAUCUUAUUUGCAAAAUCAGAGAAUAAAGAGCCGGAGCUUUGGUCGUUCCUUUCACCUUUCUCAGCAGAUGUUUGGAUAUACAUGACCACAGCUUAUGUUGCCGUAUCUGUGUCACUUUAUGUACAAGCGAGGAUAGCUCCUGGCGAGUGGAAUGCUUCUCAUCCAUGUAAUUUCGAACCGGAGGAGCUGGAGAACGAUUUCAAUAUGAAGAACUCACUCUGGCUGACUGCUGGAUCACUUGUACAACAGGGUUCAGACAUUCUUCCCAGGACUCCAUCAAUCCGUAUGGUAGCAGGUAUGUGGUGGUUCUUCGUUCUGAUAAUGGUAUCCUCUUACACCGCCAACCUGGCUGCCUUCCUCACAGCUACGAAGAUGGAUGUGUCUAUCAGUAGUGUCACCGAACUCGCUGCCCAAACGAAAAUCAAGUAUGGGGCCAUAAAAGGCGGUUCGACAGCGGGAUUUUUCCAGGGUGCGAACAGUUCAGUGUAUCAGAAAAUGUGGGCUGCGAUGGUUGACGCUAAGCCAAGUGUCUUCACUAAAACCAAUGCUGAAGGGGUAGAAAGAGUCGCUAAGGGAAAGCAAACUUAUGCUUUUCUCAUGGAAUCAAGUGGUAUUGAAUACGCUAUUGAACGCAAUUGCGAAUUAACGAAAGUCGGCGAUCUACUUGACAGUAAAGGAUAUGGAAUUGCUUUGCCACCUAAUUCACCAUAUCGCACUCAGUUCAGCGAGGCCAUUCUCAAACUUCAGGAGAGGGGUGUCCUACGUCAAUUGAAGGAGAAAUGGUGGCUGCAAGGGAGUAAAAAUUGUACGGCCAAUCAGCCAGAACCAUCUUCGGGAGAACUGACUAUGGCUCAUGUUGGGGGUGUUUUUUUGGUCCUGGUGUUUGGACUUAUCUUCGCUUUUUUCUUUGCUAUAAUUGAAUGCAUAUGGAACGUUCGAAAAAUUGCCGUUGAGGAGAAAAUUACACCACUUGAGGCAUUCAUCGCUGAAUUUAAAUUUGCGAUAAAUGUCACUGCCCAAACGAAGCCAGUUAAAAUGGCAAAAUCGAUACAGAGUAGUCGCAGUUCAGCUGAAGAAUUGACUGAUGCCGCUGCUGCUGAACGUUCGAUGGGAGGAUCAUAUCUGCAACUGGAUAUUCUAGAUAAAAUAGAUCACAGCAGAGCUCUUCUGAAUAGCAGAUCUCCUCGUUCAGACUGACCAUCACGUCCCGAAAAAACUGUCACGAGUAUUCGAUACAUCUCCAUGGGAUUUACUGUUAUUAAGAUGUAUAUAAUACCACAAAUUAUAUCCUAUGUUUCUUGUCAAAAAGGCUUUGCUAAUUAGAGGGUACAGUGACUAAAUAAUUUUCUGAUUAUAUUAUUAGCUGUAUCAUCAGUCAAUGUUUCACAUUGUUAUGAAAAAAAUCGUUCGAUACUCGGGGAAAAACUACUUUUUGUAAACUACCCUACCUCCACCCCUCUGCAAAAGCCAAACAAUAUUUUUCCACAAUCUUAAUUAAAUAUACAAUUAUAGCUAUCAGUGUUGAAUCUAAUGUACGUGAAAGUUACUGCAAAAUUACCACAAAAAAUAUAAUAUUUAUCAAAAAUUACAAAAUUCAAUAAUUAUAAUGUUUAAUAAACCAGAUUUUUUUAAUCUUAUUUCU